Messenger RNA from Orussus abietinus, 884 nucleotides. RefSeq lists its product as uncharacterized. The record is from RefSeq and is a predicted model, not a curated record. The transcript has 3 exons. The coding region runs from base 93 to 584 and encodes 163 amino acids. NCBI's taxonomy places the organism in Eukaryota, Metazoa, Arthropoda, Insecta, Hymenoptera, Orussidae.
UUACACUCGCAGUGCGCGAUCGAGCACGUCGCUCGACACAGUGACGGAGUCCGACCUCGAUCAUCUUCCGGUACCCGUGUGACAUCGGUGAAAUGAAUUAUUCGUGGCUCCUCUGUCUCUUGCUCUCGGCAGUCGUUCUAAGCAGGUCCCAAUGCACGGGAAACUAUACCGCAGAGCCGACACAAAUCGAGAGCUCGCUUGAAAAACUCGUCAGGAUGUUCUCUAAGCCGGGAGCGUUCAAACGGACCGAUAGGAUAUUUGGCGAGAACUCGAUCGAAGGAAGUGUAACAUCUUGUCCUGAUGGUGACGAGGGUCUCGACUGCAGAAGAGCCGAAGCCCGAAGAUCCGUCGAUUGUCCUCGCGGCGACUGUUACUGUCAUAACUGCGCAACAGCUGGACCUGAGUAUUGGGCCCUCUGCUGCAAAGAACGAGCCGGAUGCUGUUCUCACUUGGCUGCUGCGUGUAGGACCUGCGAUCAUCCCGUUCUCUACCCGUUUUGUUCCAAGCACUUUAAUAAAUGUCAAGACCAAAUCCAGAAUCAGCAACGAGAGCAAGACCGCUACGGCGAGGAGAAUUCAAACUAAUCCCCUGGACGUCUUUCGAUUUCCACGAAUUGUCCUUGCCGCGUCGUCAACUUUUAUACGAUACCUUGCUUAUAUAACAAAAUGCACAAGCAUCGACUACGUUAAAAUCAACCAAACACACCAAUGGUCUCGGAAAAUGUCUGGACCAUAAUGCUGGUAGCAUUUCGUAUGAUACCUCAAACUUGCGUUUUGUCUAAAAAUGAUCAGCCUUGUCUAACUUGAAAUGCCUCUAUCUGUAUUUGCAGUCUUUCAAGAAAAUCAAGAUCACUAGAAAACAACGAUCGACUUCCUUACCCGCAA